Molecule: messenger RNA, 2597 nt
Organism: Mesoplodon densirostris (Blainville's beaked whale)
Lineage: Eukaryota; Metazoa; Chordata; Mammalia; Artiodactyla; Ziphiidae
Gene: CPEB3
Product: cytoplasmic polyadenylation element binding protein 3
Exons: 10
Coding region: 96-2225 (709 amino acids)
Biological process (GO): negative regulation of cytoplasmic translation
Cellular component (GO): neuron projection; cytoplasm; nucleus
Molecular function (GO): mRNA 3'-UTR binding; translation factor activity, RNA binding; mRNA regulatory element binding translation repressor activity
Source: RefSeq, a predicted model, not a curated record
CGGUCACAUAAUCAACCUGAAAGAAGAAAAUAAAUACUGUACACUUUUUAAUUUUAUCGAUCCUUAAAAACUGGACCCUCAAAGCUGCGCAAACCAUGCAGGAUGAUUUACUGAUGGACAAAAGCAAAACCCAGCCCCAGACCCAGCAGCAGCGGCAGCAGCAGCAGCCCCAGCAGCAGCCCCAGCCCGAGCCCGGCACAGCCGAAGUCCCGUCCACGCCCCUGUCCUCAGAGACCCCCAAGCCGGAGGACAGCAGCGCAGUGCCGGCCCUCAGCCCCGCCGCGGCCCCGCCGGCCCCCAACGGCCCCGACAAGAUGCAGAUGGAAUCGCCGCUCCUGCCGGGCUUGGGUUUCCACCAGCCCCCUCAGCAGCCGCCGCCGCCGCAGGAGCCCGCGGCGCCGGGCGCGUCGCUGUCGCCGUCCUUCGGCAGCACCUGGUCCACGGGCACCACGAACGCGGUAGAGGACAGCUUCUUCCAGGGGAUCACGCCAGUCAAUGGGACCAUGCUCUUCCAGAACUUCCCUCACCACGUCAACCCGGUCUUCGGAGGCACCUUCUCCCCGCAGCUCAGCCUGGCGCAGACCCAGCACCACCAGCAGCCGCCGCCGCCCGCACCGCAGCCCGCGCAGCCCGCGCAGCCCCAGCAGGCGCAGCCCUCGCAGCAGCGCCGGUCGCCCGCCAGCCCCAGCCAGGCGCCCUAUGCGCAGAGGGGCGCCGCCGCGGCGUACGGUCACCAGCCCAUCAUGACCAGCAAGCCGUCCUCGUCCUCGGCUGCCGCGGCCGCUGCGGCCGCCGCGGCCGCUGCCUCGUCCGCGUCGUCCAGCUGGAACACGCACCAGAGCGUGAACGCGGCCUGGAGCGCGCCGUCCAACCCGUGGGGCGGCCUGCAGGCGGGCCGGGACCCUCGCCGGGCGGUCGGCGUGGGCGUGGGCGUGGGCGUCGGGGUACCUUCACCGCUCAACCCCAUCUCGCCGCUCAAAAAGCCCUUCUCCAGCAACGUGAUCGCGCCGCCCAAGUUCCCCCGCGCGGCUCCGCUCACCUCCAAGUCCUGGAUGGAGGAUAACGCUUUCCGGACGGACAAUGGUAACAAUCUGUUGCCAUUUCAGGACCGGAGUAGGCCCUAUGACACUUUUAACUUGCACUCGUUGGAGAACUCCUUAAUGGAUAUGAUAAGGACUGAUCAUGAGCCUCUGAAAGGUAAACACUACCCUCCCAGUGGCCCACCAAUGAGUUUCGCUGAUAUAAUGUGGAGGAAUCAUUUUGCAGGACGCAUGGGAAUAAAUUUUCAUCAUCCAGGAACAGAUAAUAUUAUGGCACUUAACAGUCGAUCUUCUCUGUUUCCCUUUGAAGAUGCCUUCCUGGACGACAGUCACGGCGAUCAGUCCUUGUCAUCCGGCUUAAGUUCUCCCACUCGCUGUCAAAAUGGGGAGCGAGUAGAACGCUACUCUAGGAAGGUGUUUGUUGGAGGCCUUCCUCCUGAUAUUGAUGAAGAUGAGAUCACUGCCAGCUUUCGCAGGUUUGGACCUCUCGUCGUAGACUGGCCUCACAAAGCUGAAAGCAAGUCGUAUUUUCCUCCUAAAGGCUAUGCCUUUCUGCUGUUCCAGGAGGAGAGCUCAGUACAAGCUUUGAUAGAUGCCUGCCUAGAGGAAGACGGGAAACUGUACCUGUGCGUGUCAAGCCCCACCAUCAAGGAUAAACCGGUGCAAAUUCGACCAUGGAACCUAAGUGACAGUGACUUUGUAAUGGAUGGUUCUCAGCCUUUGGACCCCAGAAAAACUAUCUUUGUUGGGGGAGUUCCACGACCCCUUCGAGCUGUUGAACUGGCAAUGAUCAUGGACCGUUUGUAUGGCGGUGUCUGCUAUGCUGGCAUUGAUACGGACCCAGAGCUGAAGUACCCCAAAGGUGCUGGCCGCGUGGCAUUCUCCAAUCAGCAGAGUUACAUUGCAGCCAUCAGCGCUCGCUUUGUGCAGCUCCAACACAAUGACAUUGACAAACGGGUGGAAGUGAAGCCAUAUGUGCUGGAUGAUCAGAUGUGUGAUGAGUGCCAGGGCACACGCUGUGGUGGGAAGUUUGCCCCAUUCUUCUGUGCCAACGUCACCUGUCUGCAGUAUUACUGCGAAUACUGCUGGGCGAGCAUACAUUCCCGCGCCGGGCGGGAGUUCCACAAACCGCUGGUGAAGGAGGGAGGUGACCGCCCUCGCCAUGUCCCGUUCCGCUGGAGCUGAGCCCAGGGUAUACCCAGCCACAAGUACUGGAGUAGAUAACAAGGAGGGAAAAGAGAGGGCACUGCCUCAGGGCUUACAGUGUUCUGGAAAUCUGUGCAUUUGUUCUCGAUUUUUAAAGAAGAAAUGGGUCUUUUUAUUAUUAUUAUUAUUUACAGUCAUAUUACUGAACUCAGUGUCCAGUAUAAUACAGAAUUGCAGAGUGUAUAACGGUACUGAUUUGCACUUUGAUUCACACCUUUGUCUGCUUGGUACCUUAAUUUCUUACACCUGAUUUGUCACUUGUAGACUGCCAUUCUCAUCAGCGGCCAUCAGGUUGAUGUCUGUGAUUUUUUUGUUUGUUGUUGUUGUUGUAUUGUUAUUGUUUUGAUCGUU